Microtus ochrogaster (prairie vole) is the source of this 2688-nucleotide messenger RNA. RefSeq names its product serine peptidase inhibitor, Kunitz type 1 (gene Spint1). The record is from RefSeq and is a predicted model, not a curated record. Gene Ontology annotation, biological process: epithelium development; epidermis development; extracellular matrix organization. Gene Ontology annotation, cellular component: plasma membrane. NCBI's taxonomy places the organism in Eukaryota, Metazoa, Chordata, Mammalia, Rodentia, Cricetidae. Gene Ontology annotation, molecular function: serine-type endopeptidase inhibitor activity; protein binding.
CGUACCAACAAAAGGUGAAGAGUUCAAAAGGAAAUGCCAACACAAAACGAAGGAGAGGCUCAAACAAAAGGGAACGAACUCCUGUGGGUGAAAACGGGGAAGCCAGGAUACCAGGAACCACCUGUUCCUCAACUACGCCAGAAGGGAGGGCUGUCUGGAGCUGCAACUCUGCAGCACGCCUCACUGAGGCUGAUUUUCACGAACGCAACCUACCCAGCUUCGGGGUUCUCUUCCUAGUGGGUAACUGGAAAUGAUGUCCUGAGGGCAGGCCACAGGCAGCGAAAUCGUUUGCAUCGGUUUCCCCAACUUUUCUCUUCCAGCCCCUUCCCAAACGCCUCCAGCAAAGGGCAGGGAAUGCAAGCUCUAACCGGAAAGGGAGGCCGGAGGCUGCCGCACCCUCGCCACCUCGCAGUGGCGUCACGGCCCAGUUUGGGCUUUCGGGAUGCACCUCUGAUCCUCUGGGACCCUACGAGUGGCUGGACUCCGUGGAGCCAGUGUAGAGCCGCCUCCAGGGCAUGUGGGCCUCACCCACGCCAUCGGGCGUCCGGACACCACCGGUCACAAGCACCCUCGGAACCCGGAGGCCCGCACUGUGAAGGUGACCCCCGCCCUGGGGAGGAGGGCGACGGCCCCUAGGAGCACGAUGGCGGGCCGCCGCCUGACCCUGGCGCAGGCCAGCAUCUCUACGGUCGGCGUGUGGCUCCUUUGCUCGCUUGGGCUCCAGGGCACUGAAACCGCGCUGCCGUCCGCGCCCCCUGAACUUCCCGGGGGACCCGCCUGCUUGACCCGCUUUACCAGCGGGGUGCCGGCUUUCGUGCUCGACACAGAAGCUUCGGUCAGCAACGGGGCCACCUUCCUGGGCUCCCCGACGGUGCGCCGCGGCUGGGACUGCGUGCGUGCCUGCUGCACCACCCAGACCUGCAAUCUGGCGCUGGUGGAGCUGCAGCCAGACGGCGGCGAGGACGCCAUCUCUGCCUGCUUCCUCAUGAACUGCCUGUACGAGCAGAACUUCGUGUGCAAGUUCGCCCCGAAGGAGGGCUUCAUCAACUACCUUACGCAGGAGCUUUACCACUCCUACCGCGAGCUGCGGACCCGGGGCUUUGGAGGGUCCCAGAUCCCUCGAACCUGGGUGGGCAUAGACUUGAAGGUACAGCUGCAGAAACCCCUGGUGCUGAGAGAUCCAGACACAACAAACUGGCACCUGCUACAGGGUGACAGCGAUGUCAGAGUAGAGAGAAACAGUCCGGAUGAAGUGGAGCUGUGGGGGCUAAAGGAAGGAACCUACCUCUUCCAACUGACACGAACUGACUCAGACCAGCCAGAGGACACCGCCAACCUCACCAUCACCGUACUAACCGCCAAGCAGACAGAAGAUUACUGCCUCGCCUCCUACAAGGUGGGCCGCUGCCGGGGCUCCUUCCCGCGCUGGUACUAUGACCCCACAGAGCAAAUCUGCAAGAGUUUCACAUAUGGAGGUUGCCUGGGCAACAAGAACAAUUACCUUCGGGAAGAAGAGUGCAUGCUAGCCUGCAAGGAUGUGCAAGGUAUCUCCCCCAAAAGGCACAAUCCAGUGUGCUCAGGCAGCUGCCACCCCUCCCAAUUCCGCUGCAGCAAUGGUUGCUGCAUCGAUGGCUUCCUGGAGUGUGACGACACCCCUGAUUGCCCUGAUGGCUCUGACGAGGCCACCUGUGAAAAAUACACCCGUGGCUUUGAUGAGCUUCAGAGAAUCGACUUCCGCAGUGACAGAGGGUUCUGUGCAGAACUGCCAGACACUGGGCCCUGCCAAGAGAACAUCCCGCGCUGGUAUUACAACCCAUUCAGCGAACACUGUGCCCGCUUCACCUAUGGUGGUUGCUAUGGCAACAAGAACAGCUUUGAGGAGGAGCAGCAGUGUCUUGAGUCCUGUCGUGGCAUCUCCAAGAAGGAUGUGUUUGGUCUGCGGAGGGAAAGCUCCGUUCCCAGCAUAGGUUCUGUGGAGGUGGCCAUUGCUGUUCUCCUGGUCAUCUCCAUCAUAGUGGUCGUAGCCAUCCUGGGAUAUUUCUUCUUCAAGAGUAAGAGAAAGGGCUUCCGCAGUCACCGCCGCCACCACCCGCCUCCCACACCAGCCAGCUCCACUGUUUCCACCACUGAGGACACAGAGCACCUGGUCUAUAAUCACACAACCCGGCCCCUCUGAGCCUGGGAGUCUUGCCAGUCUCACCAGGUCCUGCCUGCCAAGACAGAGGCUAGAACCUGGGAAAACUUGGGGACCAGACAUUUCCUGCCUGCUUCCUGGGCUCACUAGCUCUGUCUCAGAAGCCAGGUCUCUGGGCGUCUCAGAGGAUGCUCAGCUGCACUCACUCAGGCCAGUUCUGGAGAAGGCCCAAGAGUCUGGGAGGAGCAGAGCAGCCUUGAGCCAGGAGUACUGUACAUAGAAGGACCCGUUUGCCCUGGAGCCAGAGGAAGUUGGUGUUUUUUGUGUCCUGUUCAGAGAUGCCCGUCCCCAUCCAAUGAUGCUAGGACCUGGAGUGGCAUCAGAAGCUGGAGGCUGCAAAUUUGCCUUCCAUGGCUGGCCUUGCGCUCGUCACCGUCCAACACUGAAGGAUGAUGUCCCUGUGUAGUUCUUGCUUUUGGGGGGACCAGCGUCAUAGUUCAGUGGUAGAACGUGUACCCUGAGUUCUCUCCACGGCAUCACAAAAUGACAUUAAA